UGCCCGCUAGAAAGACGCUGGGAACUAUUUUCCAGCCGUACGGGAGGGAUUGUGUAACCUUUAUAUACGUCCGUGCUGAAAUGCUGUGUAUUGGUAAGGUUAGGGUUAGCUGAGUAGUUGAUUUAGCUUAGCUUUUGUUUUAUCGUUCAAAACUAAUUAACAUUUUUAAUGUAUACGAAUAUGAACAAUAUUAAGAACACAACGAUUUAGCUAUCUGAGUGAAUUAGCCAUCUAGCCAAAUAUAGCUCUAGACAAUUCAUAAUAAAGACAAGAUGGCGUCCCGGAAGCAGAAGAAGCUUUGGCGCUAUGUGGAAGAAGGAAGUUUGCUGAAGCUGAAGUCGUAUCUGCGGAAACACAGAGAUGUGGAGGUGAAUUUCACUCAGGGCAAGAGGAGAAGAGGUGUGCUGCAUCUGGUGUGCUCUCACGGAGACGACGCCCUGCUCAGGCUGCUGUUAAAGCACGGAGCUAAUCCGCUUCAGAAGGACCGGAACGGGGACACGCCGCUGCACCUGGCCGCCAGAAAAGCCCUGAAACACGGCAAAACAGACUAUGAUGAUCUGGUAGUUCCUUUGUGUAAACACUGUCCUGCUGCACUGAGCAUAGAGAACAACGCUGGAGUCACUCCUCAUGAGCUGCUUCAUGGACUGAGCUUUAAACAGAAUCGGAGUCCCAGAGCAGAUGCUCCUCGGCGGUCUGAUCCUGAGCAGGAGUGGAGGGAGAAGCUGCUGGGGGAAUGCCAAGACGAGUUCUUCGAAACAUUUGGGCAGUAUGAUGACGAUUUCAUGCGAGAUUACGAAGAUGAGGGAGACUUUGCUGAUUGGGCUGAGCGAAUCAGGAGGGAGUAUAUGUCCAAGCAGCAGGCCAGAACGAGGACAGACAGGACACAAAGACGAAAAAAGGAGGAGAAAAAUGCGGAGGAGGCGGAGAGGGAGCGUAGAGAGCUGCAUGCGCGGCUGGAGAAGGAGCACAGGGAAUACCUGGAGCGUGCCUCUCGUAAAAAAGACGAGACCCAGAAGGGGAAGAAGAGGCGCUAUGAGGAGCGCUGUGAUGUCGUCUUCCUCAGCUCCUCCUCCUCCUCCUCCGCAGGCGCCCUGGGAUACGAUGACAUUCCCUGGCCUGCGCCACGCGGCUCUGUCGACGAGAUGAUGGCCGUCAUCCUGCACGGUGUGGACCGAGCGGACACGGACGCUUUCCGGAAGUUUCUGCGGCGCCAGCAGGCUCUCUGGCACCCAGAUAAGUUCGCCCAGCGCUGCGGUACCCGGCUACAGGACAGAGACAGGCAAAGGAUUAUGGAUACAGUCACGGCUCUGUCACAGGAGCUGAACAGACUGGCUCAGAGUCUCCGGUGACACUACAGUCAACUGCUGGAGCGUCCGAGUUUUUGGAGCUCUGUGAUAAUGGGAUUGUUUUACAGGUUCAGUGUGGAAUUUGAAUCUGAUUGGCUGCUGGCAGUCUGAGGAAUAUUUAAUAAACUAAAUAUAAAUAGCUUUUCAUUGCUUUAAAA
Messenger RNA from Ictalurus punctatus (channel catfish), 1504 nucleotides. It is a transcript of the gene nfkbil1, whose product is annotated as nuclear factor of kappa light polypeptide gene enhancer in B-cells inhibitor-like 1. Bases 273 to 1349 code for a protein of 358 amino acids. The transcript has 4 exons. The record is from RefSeq and is a predicted model, not a curated record. Gene Ontology annotation, molecular function: protein binding. Gene Ontology annotation, biological process: canonical NF-kappaB signal transduction. Lineage: Eukaryota; Metazoa; Chordata; Actinopteri; Siluriformes; Ictaluridae.